This is a messenger RNA of Vicia villosa (hairy vetch), 3366 nucleotides long. RefSeq lists its product as uncharacterized. NCBI's taxonomy places the organism in Eukaryota, Viridiplantae, Streptophyta, Magnoliopsida, Fabales, Fabaceae. The record is from RefSeq and is a predicted model, not a curated record. Bases 1033 to 3366 code for a protein of 777 amino acids. Gene Ontology annotation, molecular function: RNA binding. The transcript has 2 exons.
UAAACAUUCAAGAAUAUAAUAAUAUAAGUAUCGUUCCCUUUUCUCCACCUACCCAAAACUUUCUUCAACAACGGGUAGUCAAAAUUUAAGGGGAUGUUAUUUAAUUUUUGUAAGGUGGUAUCUCUUACAACUUUUUUUUUUUUGAAAGAUAAAAAAAAAAAACGUUUCUCAACCCGAUUCAAUGGCGGUACCAUGAGUUUGAUUUAAAUACUGCAGCAUCUUGCUAGUUGAAGAUGAAGUUUAUUUAUUCGGCGGAAAUUUCUACGAUGCAAUCAGAUUCAUCUUUUGUUAAAGUUGUUUUUUUUUUUCCUUACAACGACCGUAAUUUUCUUGAUUAAAUAUGGUGAGUCAUAGUUUUAUCUUCAUGAAUGAUUCUCGUUAUCAUUAAGACUUUAAAGUUUGUGUUAUUUGAAGUGUUUUUUUAAGGGUGACAACUAUAUAAGUGAUAUCACAUUGGUAAUGAUUUUAUGAUUUAUGUGCAGUUGAUAUUCAAAAUGUAAUGGAUGCAUCUGCAAGCGUUGAUCCAUCACGUCUUCCAUCAAAGUGCAAAUGAAUUUGCGUGUGUUUAUAUUUAGUUUGUAAGAAACACAAAUUAUAAAUACAACAAGAGCAAGACAACAUUUGUUUGGUAAGAACCGAGAUGAUAUACACUGCAAGAGGAAGACAAUAUUUUGUUAAUAAGAACACAAAUGAUAUACAACAAGAAGACAACAUUUGUUUGAUAGAGACACAAAUUAUAUAUACAACUAUAGGAAGAAUUAUAUGACUUUUUUAAUGUCCUAAGGCAAAAUAUCAAGAAAAUUCACAUGUAUUUUGAGUUCACAUUUUGAGUUCUUGUUGAAUUAUUAAAAUUAGGGGACAAGUUAUUAAAUGUAUGGAUUUAUUAUUAACAAUAAUUUGGCUAAAUAUAUUUUCGUUGAGAUUAUGUCUUAUGUUUAGUAGUUUUCAGUAAAAAAAAAAAAUGAGAGAGAGUACUGAGAGUUCCUGACUUUUAGGCUUUUCAACUUCCAACUAAGCAACCAUGGAUGAAGGAUGGUCUACAGUGAAGGAGAGGAACAGAAGGAGUUUAGGAGGAGGUGCAAAGUGGGACAUUCUGAAAAAGGAACAUGGAUUGAGGAAAACAUGGUAACAACAAUGUUUUUUACAGACUUUGGGGACAAUUGGAAUGCAAGAGACCUGUUUAUGGAGUUCAAGGAGCUUGGAAUGAUAGAGGAGAUUGUGAUACCUCCAAAGAGAGAUUGGAGAGGCAAACGUUUCGGAUUCGUAAGAUUUAUCAAUGCGUCUGAUGAAAAGAAUCUGGAGACUAAAAUGGACAAUGUAUGGUUAGAUGGUGUCAAACUGAAAGCUAAUAUUUCUAAGAUUAAAAGGAAAGAAGUUUUAGCAAAGGGCAGAGAAAGGAACAAGCAGACUGAAGGACUAGUAAAGGGCAGUGGAAGGAAAAUUCAUGCUGAUCAUGGCUUGGAGAACAGAGUUCCUAAUGAAUCCAUACCUGCGAAGUGGGGAGGCUCGGGUCCAUCUAAAUCUUUUUUGGAAGCCAUCACAGGAACCAAAACUAAGAUCCCUGCAGUCAACAAAGAGGCUAACAAAUCUUUUUUCUUUUCCACCUCUGAGUCAGAUUCCAACAGAUACCGUAAGGCCAAAGUCGGGGUUGCUCGAAGACCAGGACUUGCAUAUGGUGUGGCUCAGAGCCUUCUUGAAGAAGGUUUCUUUUAUAUAUCUGCGUCUGCUCUAGGCCCCAAUCUAUGCCUUCUGGAGGAGGAAAGGGAAGGUGAAUUGGCGAACCUGUUAACAGAAGGAGGAGAGUGGAAAGAUCAGUGGUUCAAAGAAGUUAGAGAUUGGAGAAAAACGGAUGCGGAAUGUGCGAGAGUGGCGUGGAUCUCUAUCUAUGGCAUACCUUGUUUUGUCAGAAACGAGAACUUCAUCAAUCUCCUUCUGGCUGACAUCGGGACUGUUGUUAAUUCCCAAUCCAUCACCGAGAAACCCAUCAGAUUGGAUGUGCUAACCCUAAUGAUUUACACAGAAUCGAUGGAACAAAUUAGAAACAAAGUUAAAGCUUGUAUUGAUGGAAACUGGUACAACUUACUGGUCAUUGAGGAUGUCUCUUUCCACAAAGAGGAGACGGAAGGCUCAUCUCGUUGCUCAAAUUCUUGUUCAGAAGAGGAAGAAGCGUUUUCUCCCAUGGGAUUACCGGACGGAGAAGAUGAAGCUUCUUAUGCUUGCCCGACUCUCAACCCUAAGCGGUACCGGAAUCCGGCUCAGCCUCCAAGCGAUAACUCCGGUGAUCAUCUCAAAUCGCCUAGGGUACAGAGCAAAUUUCUUGGUGGUGAUGGGUACGGAGUGUCAGAAGCGCAGAAGCUAGAAAGCGACAUAUCAAAAAAGAAGCAGGCCCUCUGUACAAGCAUUAAUGAUAUAAACUCUGUUUCGGAUAACCUUUUCUCAUGUUCUGGAAAGGCAACCACCACUGAUCCUAUAUCCAUGAAAACUAGCAGCAGAGGAUUGGAGAUUGUGACCUCUGAGAUUUCGCCGCUGAGAAGAAAGGAGGAUGUAGGUUUCUUACGUGUGGGACCAGCAGGUUUGGUAGCAAACGAUUCCUCACCUUACUUUAUUAAUAGAACGUUGGAGAAAUCUUUUGGGUAUGGGGUCCACACGGAAAGCCCACUUUUGAAUGACCCGGUCAAAGUUGUUAACUUAAAAGAAAAUUUUAUUAAUGACGUGGAAAAGGAGGUAGGGCCCAGCAGACUUAAUUUGAAUGAAACAGUGGAGGUGGAUUUUUCGAGCAACAGCAAGAGCACUAAAGCCGGCACUAAGAACACAACCGUUACCUCUUCUAAUUUUUCCAAGAAAAACGUUAGCUUUCAGUUGAAGAAAACGAAUUUCAUUAGGAAGAAGACAGCGGUAGGAAGCAGAAAAUUUCAAAAGUUGAGUUUUGAUGAUCAGUGCCAAAUAGUAAAGAACUCUAAAAAUACGAGGAAAAAGAUCAGGGAGGUGCUGGAUUUAGGGGAGAGAGUUCUUGAAUUUUCCCAUCCAAUUCAGAGUGGGAUUCAACAUAGAAAGAUAAUUCAACUAAGUCCUGGGUCACAAGCCAACAACAAGACCAUUUCGUUUGCCAAAAAUAAUUACCUUUCUGGAGGUAUACCUCUAACUUGUGAGUCCAUCUCAAGUUCGAAUAUUAGGAACUGCAACAGAAGAGGAGCUAACAGUGGGAGCAACAAUGCAGCAGAGGGGAUUUGGAAUUCUAUAUCAAGACUGGGGAUCAUCAACAUUUCUGAAAAUUUUGACCCGAUCAAAAGUUUGAAGGAAAUGGAGUUGAGGGAUCAUAAAGAGGAGAAGGUGGCAAAGGGGACCCAAAACCAUGCACCCCCAUGA